Messenger RNA from Misgurnus anguillicaudatus (oriental weatherfish), 8986 nucleotides. It is a transcript of the gene plpp4, whose product is annotated as phospholipid phosphatase 4. Lineage: Eukaryota; Metazoa; Chordata; Actinopteri; Cypriniformes; Cobitidae. Gene Ontology annotation, molecular function: phosphatidate phosphatase activity. The record is from RefSeq and is a predicted model, not a curated record. Gene Ontology annotation, biological process: phospholipid dephosphorylation; phospholipid metabolic process. Gene Ontology annotation, cellular component: membrane.
GGGGUUCGACACUCCGAGGACGCCUAGUUGGGUGGCUGAACUGAGCAGACGAGCUAGUGUCAUUCGCGCUUCUAGAGUGACUUCGGUGGUGCUUGUACACGGUAAAGCAACGGCCCCGAAUACUAGUUUAAGGUGUUAAAUAACAUUGUGCCCGCGUUGUGACACCUUCAAUGACACAACGUCGAAACGUUAGAAAGUUGGCUAGGUUGUGUAAUCCUUUAGUAGGCUACUGCAUUACGCCUAACAUUACUACCAAUGUAUCACCGCGACGCAGCACUUUUGUAAGGUUCUUUCUCCAGCAUCUAUCGGUAAUGGCAAUCUUAAGGAGGGAGGGAUCGCAUCGCUUUAUCUCAGACACUUCAUAGCGGAGAACAUCAGCUGGUUCAGAUGCCGCUGGCGUCUGGUUUGGUCCAGAGUACCUAUGACAGACCCGCACGGGUUUGACAUUCACUCUCAUCACUGAUUACGUAGAUCUCACAGGGAAGAAACAGAACGUGUAUUGUACGAUACAUGCCGUAUGGUGGAUUUUAGCAGCGCCUGGUAUUUAUCCAAAUGUGCACAAGACGCCAGACUGUUGCUGAGUAGCUACAGUUUCGCGUUUAUAGGACAGCUGUGCACUAGGCUACCACUGACUUCUCUUGUUUGUGAUCGCGGUUUCUUCAGUAAAAAUCGUAUUGUUUGGAAAACAUGAAGAUGUCUCCUCCAGACAGAAAGAAUUAUAUGCUGGAUCUGGGGCUGGAGGUCGGUAUUAGAGUGCUGCUUUUCGGAGUUUUUGUGUUCACUGAGUUUCUGGAGCCCUUUGAAAGAGUGAUUCAACCUGAGGAAUUAUGGCUCUACAAGAACCCCCUGGUGGAAUCUGACCACAUCCCAAAGAGAGUCAUGUUUGCAAUUUCAUUUCUCACCCCACUGGCUGUAAUAUUUGUGGUGAAAAUUAUACAGAGGACAGACAAAACAGAAAUUAAAGAAGCUUGUUUAGCUGUAUCUCUUGCAUUAGCUUUGAAUGGCGUCUUCACAAAUACCAUCAAGUUGAUAGUUGGCAGGUAUUUAACCUUCUCUGAUCUCAGGCCAAGGCCAGACUACUUCCAUCGCUGUUUCCCUGACGGUCAAAUGAAUGCAAAGAUGAUGUGCACUGGAGAGCCAGACCUGGUGUCUGAAGGACGCAAGAGUUUUCCCAGCAGCCAUUCCUCUUUUGCUUUCUCUGGCCUGGGUUUUACCUCUUUCUACUUAGCGGGAAAGCUACAGUGCUUUACAGAUGCUGGACGUGGCCGCAGUUGGCGUCUCUGUGCCAUAGUCCUACCUCUCUACAGUGCCAUGAUGAUUGCCUUGUCCCGUACCUGCGACUACAAGCAUCACUGGCAAGAUGCUUUUGUUGGUGGUGUGAUCGGCCUUCUCUUUGCCUACAUCUGUUAUCGCCAGCACUACCCACCAUUCCUUCACAUAGACUGCCACCUACCGUAUGCCACUUUGGGUGCAUCAGCUGCGCAAAACAUGCCAACAUCCCAGGAUCAACCUAAGCUCACUGACAAUGCUACCAUCCUGCCCCUGGAGAGUAUGACCAAAGGACCAGUAUGACUAGUAGAGACAUCCAGAGCUUUACCACCUCAACCCCCUUCCAAGUGGUGUUAAACACACUUGACUCACACUUUAACAUUCCAAUGGAUUGGUUCAUGCCAUGAAUUAUGAUUACUUUUUCAACCUUCCAACCCUUGAUCCACCCAGUUUAUUAGGCACUAAGAGAUACUGCUAGUCCCAGAAUGUUUAACAAUAUAAACAAGUUGGAACUUAGGACAGUAUGUAUUCUUUAUAUUGUUGUCUUUUGAUUCAGUGUCAAUGGUUCAUUUAAAAGAUGGCGUUGUACAGACACGGCAAAAUUACACUACACUUACAAAACAUGCUGGGAUGGUAUCCUUUAAAAAGGAUCAAAGAUGUACAUCUCAGUACAGAUAUGCAUACAUUUGAUAACAGUAUGUACUUUUGAGGUACUAAUAUGUGGUCUUUAGCAAAAUUCAGUAUGUACUUUUGAGGUACUAAUAUGUGGUCUUUAGCAAAAUUCAGUGACAGCAGUAGUUAUAGACAGAGCCGGAUUAACGCAAAGGCAAACUAGGCACGUGCCUAGGGCCCGAUUGGCGGGAUGGGGCCCAGACAGAGGGGGAAUUUUUUUUUUUUUACAAAUGUCCCAUCUACAAUUUCGCCGCUGUCGGGCGGAAUCCCCGUAUCUCCAAAACCAUUAUUUUUCAGGAAAUUAAAAAAACGCCAUAUUUUUUAAGUUAUUAAACAUUGUUUCAUUAAAGAUGAGCUUUAUGACUCGGGAGCAGAGAGAUACGAGCUUAUGCUCUCAUUGAUAAAAAUGGUACGGACACAGACGUCGCCGCUGCCAGCAGUGUUCAACAAAUACUGCGGUCACAUUGAGCCUUAGACGAUGCUUCAAUAGUUAACCAAAGCUGACUGUAGUAUACAUCUUACCAAACUCGAUUUUAAAGGUUUACGAUCUAUAAGUGAUGCAAUACAAAACACGAUGAGCGGACUGCUGUCUAAUAAGUGGAAAUGAAUCUGCUCGCAAACUUACCUUCAUGGCUCACGGGCUUCCUUCUUCACAGAAGCAUUACAGCUAUCGAGUUUUAAUAAAUGUACUUAAACCUAACUAUUUUCACUUGUUAGUGCCUAACAAACAGAAGUAUUAUAUUAAUUAAACAGCCAUUUUAUCUCUAAUAAAUAAAACAUUUACUUGUGUUUAACAUUCACAAAAUAAUUUAAUGGUGGUAUGCAAAACAUUCAAUUUAAUUCAAAAUUGAAUUCAAUAAAAACAUUGCUACUUGUGUUUUACAUGCACAAAAUAAUUUAAUGGUGGUAUCCAAAACAUUCAAUUUAAUUAAAGUAUUAUAUUAGAUACAUUUUAAAACUUCAAUGCAUGUAUGAUAAGCCUAUGAUACGUAAAUAUUUAAAAUACAUCAAUAACUGAUAUCAUAGGUUAACACAGACAAAAUCAUAGUUAAGUCUUUCUUUAUGAAGCGCAUUACUGGGUGUAUUUGUGUUUGUGAGUUUAUGACUGUUGUUGUCUGAGGUGGUGACUCGGAUGGGGAAGCCAGUCAUCAGAAUGGUUGAUUUUCAAGUUCAUCGUUCCACUCUGUACCUGACAGAGUUCCUUUAAGGACACAGACAUGGUUGCUGCAAAAAAUAAAUAAAUAAAGGACAAACGAUCAUUUCCCUACGUUAUAUAAGGCAUGUUUACGUAUAAUGAGGCAAAAAAAAACAGUUCCUUGCAUAAUAAUUCAUGACUGCAAUGGCAGAAUUAGCGGGGUCAAGAUUUUUUUUCUUUAAGCCCCACGAAAUCACGUUAGAUACCAAACAUGAUAACAAAACCAAUGGAUAGUGGCUAGCUAAGUCAAAUGCAAGCAAUAUGUGCUUUAAAUUCACUUCACAAACGUGAAUAGCGUAAAGAAAAAUCUAGCAGCCUCAGAAACGAUACAUUAGACUUUAGCACUACCAUUACGUCGAGAUAAACUGUAUAAAAAACUGUAUAAAAACUGUUAUUAUAUAAUUUUUAUAACUGAAACAUAAAUAACCAGUGUUUUGAGGAACUUUACCUCAGUGGAACUGUUGCUUGACGAGGAUUUCGUUGCGAUUCUCAAUCUUGAAGAGAAAUAUGCAGCGAAGCUCUCCCGCGGAUUACUGACACCUAUUGGUUAUUUACUGGUACUACUGCCUUAACAAUGACACUCCCAAUGGAUAAGGUGAGGAUAAUUUAAUAGCAUUUAAUAGAGCCGUGUAAUGACGUAUAAAUAAUACAUUUAGCAAAAAAUUGUCUGAUAGACUGGUUAAUAUACAACACAUGACUUAAUUUGGCAUACAAACAACCAAUUUGUAACCAAAGACUAGGCUAUGUAAAAUGUGAAUUAACAUUUAUUAGUAACUUUGGUAAGUUUCAGAUUUCAAUUAAUAAAUAACCUCGAUGGGGGGGGGCAAAAAAUGCAGCCUGCCUAGUGUAGUCCAUUUAUUUAAUCCGGCUCUGGUUAUAGAAGGCGGCUAUAGUCAAAAUUUGAUUGAUUUAUGACCCUCUUUGACAGGUGGGAGAGAGACUAUCAAUCAAACAGUGUACAUGCUGUCUAAUAUUGAGAGUCAUAUUUUAUGGUCUUUUAGACAGCGGCUGUCCAGAACUUGUUUUACGAUGUGUCAAUCAACGCGUUGUUUUUCCCCUGUGCGUGUGUGUUUUUUGUCACGCGAAUGUUGUCAUGUUUAUUGCUGUCAAAAAAGUUUAUUGUUUAGGCUGUCCAGUUUCAAGAGCGCUCCUCUCUCCCUCACCCUCUCUCUCUCCCUUCUCACCCCUCCCUUCUCGCCCCCACUGCGUGUCUCACAGCGGGGGCCUGUGUUCAGAGGUCCUGUCUGUUUCUUUAGACGAAAACCUGUAUAUUUUAAACUAAAUAAAAUUUUAGCCGGUUCAUGAGAUCCGUGAGUCUUUUCACGACCCGAUCUCUAUGUUCACGCGCAUUAAAGCUCGCUCACCGGUGGUGAUAGAGAACGAGCAGAGUGCGCGUUCAUAUCUGUCGUUUUAAAAUAAACGCAAUAAAUGUAAUUCUGUCCGCUUUGGCAAAAUAAAGCUUUAUUUUAGAUUUAGGGAUUUCUUGAACCAAGUCUCUAAUUAAAACAUGUGAAUGCGCACACCGACGGUGACAGAGAACUUACGCUGAUGCGCACUUAUAUCUGACCUUAAUAAACUUUUAAAUGUUUUAAGAAGUUUUCAUCCCAUCUUCAGGGUUUGUUUUUAAUUAUUGGCUUCUUAAAACCAUGUGUGAAUAUGUGUAUAUUAUACAACGAAUCUUAUAUUGUCUACUCUGACAAAAAUAAAGUAUUAUUUUAGACUUUAAGUGAAGUGGCAGCGUGUAUUUUGUGACAAAUACUGUUUAAUAUAAACAUUUGUUUUGUCAAGAGCUUCUUUAAAGUAACACAAGAAUCUAAUAUUUUAGUUGUAUCUGGUUAAACUUAAAUCUGCUAUUAUCUAUUUAACUAUACGCUAUUUUUCUGAUCAGUCAACUUACAGAAGCUGCUCUGUGAGCGUAUGUGUGUGUGUGAGAUAAUUCACAGCAGGGGCGGAUUGUAAACUAGUGUCUUUUAAAACCGCGAUGGUAAGAUGUAAUACUGGCCACUCUGACAAAAAGUAAAAGGUUUAUUUUAUAUUUUCAGGUGGAGCACCAGCGCCUAUUUUAUGGCAAACACUGCAGGAUCUAAAAGUUUGUAACAUCACAAAUUAAUGUAAUGAAAUAUUCAGUACGUGUAUAUUUAAUCAAUGAAUUGUGCCAAAACCACCAGAGGCCGACAAUUCUUUAGACUAAAGGGUAUUUAUUUUAACCUAAAUAAAAGUUUAAUCGCAUCACGAACUCCGUGAAUCUGUUCAUGCACCGCAAUCUAUUGUUCACGCGCAUUAAAGAUUGCACUCCAGCGGGUACAAUAGAGAACAUUGGCGGAUGCGUGUUCAUAUCUGCCGUUUUAAAAUAAACUUAAUAAAUGUAAUUCUGUCCGCUCUGGCAAAAUACAUGUUAUUUUAGAUUUAGGGAAUUCUUUAACCAUGUCUCUGAUUAAAACACGUUACUGCAUAGGGCAGUGAUGGAGUACUCGAGUCCUGGACUCGGACUUGAGUCCGACUCGAGUCACUCUUCUUUGGACUCGAGUCCAACUCGAGAAUCCAUUCUCUGGACUUGUGACUCGACUUGGACUCGCAGAUUGAUGACUCGUACUUGGACUCGAGGAUACAUACAAUCGGACUUAAGCAUUCAUCACUUUGUUUUUGACUAAACAUGUUAUAAAAAAUUAUAUAAGGUGUUACACUUUUCCUGUUUCAUGCCCAAGACCGGUCGCAAUCUCCCUUCACAGACACUGCUACCUCGCGCUCUCUUUGCUUGACAACACACUCACUGACGUCACUCACUUUUACACAAUGCAUGCAUGAUUCGCGGGCUAAAUGUUCACAUUUGUAAAAUGCAGAAAGAGGUGCCCCGGAUCGUGAAGCUAGGGUUAAUGUAUGUCUGGUUCAGAUUACAGCAUUUUUUUGUCUGUUGAAAACAUAAAAAGAGUAACUAAACCCUAAUCCAAGUUUUUUUAGUUACUGAUCUGUAAGAAUGAUGGUUUAUUAGGGCUGUUCAUUGAUUUUGAUGUACGUUUUUUGACAAUUGGAUAUAAAGUGUUUCAAUACUACAAUAUAUGGUGUAAAAACGUCUGAGUGCUGCCCUCUUCAUGUUGAAUGGUGGCUACUGCAGUUGAAUUUUCCUAUUGGAUGUUGGGUCCAAAAGAUGAAUCGCUUAACAAUUUAUGGAAAAUAAUAUUUUUUUUUAAGAAAAUCAUUUCAGGAUGUUUUCUUAAUGGACUUCAAUGUCAAAUCAGUUGUUUGUUCUUGUUUCCUCAAAAAACAAAAUGCAGCAUGAUUAAACAUUAAAUUUGUAAAUUUUCUACGCUAGUUCUCAAUCACAAGUUUACAACAAUGGAAGUACACAUGGCGACAUGGCGUCGUAAAGUUGCAAAGUGUGUUGCAAAGUGUAUAUGUCAAAUCAGUAAAUAAACUCCCUUUGCAAUCGUGACAGUGGUGUCAUUUUUGUUUAAUGUAGAACCUCUUUAAUACAUUUUAUCAGUUUUUUGAAGGUCCCAGAGUGGAGACAUGUAGGCACUCUCAGACUCGAAUACAGGACCCGAGACUCGACUCGGACUCGAACACUGGGGACUUGAGACUCGACUCGGACUCGAACUCUGGUAAUGGUGACUCGACUUGGACUCGACUCGGACUCUUCUUUGGUGACUUGGACUCGGACUCGAACACUGGGACUCGAGACUCGACUCGGACUCGACAGUUGGUGACUCGACUACAACACUGGUUUGAUGAUUACCCUAUCAUCUUUUGUGCUCAUGUCAGAAAAAUAGAGAUCUUGGCAGGCAAAUGUAUUUAGGUUUACCAUAGUUUAGAUUUGGUGUGGUAUGUACAUGAAGCCAAAACUCUGUCAGGAUUCGUAGAGACAUGGAGUAGGUGAUCAUUGCCUAUGUGACAGACGUCAAGUAACAAAACUACAGAAUUAGGAUCAGGUUGUGCCUGUGGGUUUUAGCUUUCCAUACUAACACUGUUGACUUUAUUUUUACGCCACUGAAAGACAUGUGAAGUAGAGACAUGUAAUUUCUAUUAAUGUUUCACGUUUCUCUGUGCGGAGUCGCAAAAACAUUUGAAGAAUGACCAAUGUCACACAAUGUCUAUACAAGAUGUCUAAAUGUUCUAAUGAAUGCAUCUAAUAGUAACAAUGCAGACAUUAACUCAUUCACCGCCAUUGACGAGUUAUCUCGUCAUUUAUGAGUUCAUAUUUAACUAAUAAAUGUGCCUUUCCGGACGAAUUUCAAAGUGAAAGUGUAAUACCGCUUUUAUCAAAAACGGAAGUUAAAAAGAGUUAAUGGUUUAUUUUAAAUGCGUUUAUGUUUGAUAGUCAUUCUGAGUCUGAUCUCUAACAUAAAUUUCUUUACAAAAACAAAAAUUUUUAAGCUUUUUGCUCAAAAUGUUGUAUUUUUGAAGAGAAAUAUCCAUAUUUCAGUGGUAAAUUAAGUAGAAAAAGUAAAUAUAUAAUGAAACGUUUUUUCCCCAUUUUGUUUGUUUGUUUGUUUGUUUGUUUAUUGUUUGUUUGAAAGCAGAGGGUGUGUUCUUUAAUUUGAUAUAAUUUGUAUGUUUAUAUAUUUAUAGAAAAUAAUUUUUCCUGCAAGGAAUUUUGUGAAAAUUUUGUUAAAAUCACAAAAAUGCAGGUGGGCAACUUUUCUCAAAAAGGCUGGCGGUGAAUGAGUUAAGAGAAAGAAUCAAUGUAUAUUUUUUGUUUUUAUGAAAUCGGUGCAGCAAAACAUACAAGAAACAUAAGCAGUAAACAAAUUCAAUGCAGAAAACCACAGUGACAAUAAAGAACAUCUGAUAAGUUUACAAAAUCUCAGACAUAAGUUGACACUAGCGAAGAAAAGCUAUGGACAAAGUAUGAAAAGACAAAAGUCUGAAGCCUGCCUAAGUUUGAAAAGCAUUUACAAAAUCUCAAACAUGAGUUGCCACUAGGGAAGAAAAACUAUAAACAAAGUAUGAAAAGACAAAAGUAUGAAGACUGCCUAAGUUUGAAAAGCAAGAGUUUGUUUAAGAAAAAUACACAAGUAAGAACAUCUGAUGAAUUUACAAAAUCUCAAACAUAAGUUGAAACUAGCGAAGAAAAACUAUGCACAAAGUAUGAAAAGACAAAAGUUUGAAAAGCAAGAGUUUGUUUAAGAAAAAUACACAAGUUAGAACAUCUGAUGAAUUUACAAAAAUCUCAGACAUGAGUUGACACUAGCGACGAAAAAACUAUGAACAAAGUAUGAAAAGACAAAAGUAUGAAGGAUGCCUAAAGAAAACACAACUUAGAACAUCUGAUGAAUUUACAAAUCUCAGACAUAAGUUGACACUAGCGAAGAAAAACUAUGAACAAAUGUAUGAAAAGACAAAAGUAUGAAGAAUGCCUAAGUUUGAAAAGAAAACGUUUGCCUAAGAAAAAAAACACAACUAGGAACAUCAGUAACAAACCAUAGGUAAAAUAUAAUUUCAUGUUUGUUUAUUACACAAUGAUACAUGCUAACCUAAGUUGAACCUAACCCCACAGGCGGACCAGGGCCUGCUCCGCUUCAUAAAGGUCCUGCCAUUGAUCAUUUGGGACCCCUACCACAUGAUAACCAUACACACACAGACACGCACACACACAAACACACACACACGCGCAGCCUCUCACACUCACACCCUACGCCACGAGCGCAUAAACACACACAUACAUAAACAGACACACACACACACACACAGACACGAGUGCAACGCGGUGCGGUUUAAAUGUUUGAUUUUUUUCAAAUGUUUAAAUGUCUUAAACUUUAAAAAGUUUUUUUUUAAAACCACAGAUAUGUGUGUGCAUGUGCUUAUUGCCCUAUGCAGUAACGUGUUUUAAUCAGAGACAUGGUUAAAGAAUUC